Messenger RNA from Lolium rigidum, 2689 nucleotides. RefSeq names its product G-type lectin S-receptor-like serine/threonine-protein kinase At2g19130. Gene Ontology annotation, molecular function: protein serine/threonine kinase activity; ATP binding. The transcript has a single exon. Gene Ontology annotation, biological process: recognition of pollen; protein phosphorylation. Lineage: Eukaryota; Viridiplantae; Streptophyta; Magnoliopsida; Poales; Poaceae. The record is from RefSeq and is a predicted model, not a curated record. Bases 46 to 2583 code for a protein of 845 amino acids.
UUCCUCCUCUGAAUAUCAGAGCAGAGCACAUUCACAUUCUUCUCCAUGCCUCCACUCUGCAGAUUAUUGCUCGGGCUGCUUCUCCUGCACACUCCUCAUUGGUGCUCCUCUGCAGCUGCAAACGAUACUCUCCUGGCAGGCCAACCGCUCGCCAACGGCCGAAAUCUCGUGUCGAGAAACGGCAAGUUCGCGCUCGGCUUCUUCCAGUUUCAACCAGCAAGCACCGUAAGUAAGUUGCCCCCCAACGCCACCUCUCCCAGCUUGUGGUACCUUGGCAUAUGGUUCAAUAAGAUCCCAGUUUUCACUCCCGUGUGGGUUGCUAAUAGGGAUCAGCCCAUCACCAAAACCAACCUCAACCAAACACUGCUCAAGAUAUCAAGCGAUGGCAACCUUGUCAUCGUAAACCAUUCCGGCAACACUGAGUCUGUUGUUUGGUCCACUCACAUUGUCAACAAUAAGACACAAGCCAGCAACAUAAACAGCACUUGGGCUGCCGUUCUCUUGAACACUGGAAACCUUGUCAUCACAGUAGCAGAGAGCCCAUCAUCAUCUGACCAACUGUUGUGGCAGAGCUUCGACUACCCAAUAGAUAUUGUGCUUCCUGGCGCCAAGUUUGGCCGGGACAAGGUCACCGGUUUGAGUCGCAUAGGAAUCUCAAAGAAAAGCCUCAUUGAUCCGGGUCUCGGCUCAUACAGUGUUGAACUAGACGCCAGCGGGGUUGUCGUCCUCAAGCGCCGAAACCCCUCUGUAGUGUAUUGGCAUUGGGCAUCGUCAUCAUCAUUGAAACUUAUACCGAUACUCAAGUCCAUUAUAGAUAGGGAGCCACGGACCAAAGGUUUGAUUAACCCAGCAUAUAUUGACACCAACCAAGAGGAGUACUACACAUACACUUCACCGGAUGAAUCAUCUUCCACAUUUGUCUCACUAGACAUCUCUGGUCAGAUAAAGCUGAAUGUUUGGUCGCAAGCCAGCCAUUCUUGGCAAAUAAUCUUUUCCCAGCCUGCCGAUUCCUGCACUCCGGCUGCUACCUGCGGACCUUUCACGGUCUGUAACGGCAAUGCGCAGCCAUUCUGUGACUGUAUGGAGAACUUCUCUCAGAAGUCACCGCAGGACUGGGAGUUCCAUGACCGAACAGGAGGAUGCAUCAGAAAUACACCGUUGCAGUGCAGCACUAGUAAUAUUAACAAAAACACGUCAAGUUCAACAGACAUGUUCCAUCCCAUUUCUCAAGUUAUGUUGCCAUACAACCCGCAAAUCAUAGACAUUGCUACCACACAGAGCAAAUGCGAAGAAGCUUGUCUCAGUUCCUGCUCCUGCACUGGUUAUUCCUUUAACAAUAGCAGAUGCUCUGUCUGGAAAGGGGAAUUGCUUGGUGUAAAUCUGAAUGAUGGCAUUGAUAAUACUUCAGAAGAUGUUCUUUACCUCCGCCUUGCCGCAAAAGAUUUGCUGCCAAGUUCGAGAAAAAACAAAAGAAAACCAAACGUUGGAGUUGUUACUGCUGCAAGCAUUGUUGGUUUUGGGUUACUAAUGCUCGUGCUAUUGUUACUUAUUUGGAAGAACAAAUUCAAGUGUUGUGGUUUGUCUUUAUAUGACAUUAAAGAUAGUGCCGGUGGGAUUAUAGCCUUCAGAUACACUGAUUUAGUUCGUGCUACUAAAAGCUUCUCAGAAAAGCUGGGAGGAGGUGGUUUUGGUUCUGUAUACAAGGGAGUGUUAAGUGAUACGAAGACUCCUAUAGCAGUGAAAAAGCUUGACGGUGCCAGUCAAGGAGAGAAGCAAUUCAGGGCCGAGGUGAGCUCAAUUGGACUGAUCCAACAUAUUAACCUAGUCAAAUUGAUUGGUUUUUGCUGCGAAGGUGAUCACAGAUUACUUGUUUAUGAACACAUGUUAAAUGGGUCUCUUGAUGGUCAUCUAUUUAAGAAGAGAGAUAAUGCUUCUGUGCUAAGCUGGAACAAGAGAUAUCAGAUAACACUAGGAGUUGCCAGAGGGUUAUCCUACUUGCAUCAGAGUUGCCGCGAAUGCAUUAUACACUGUGAUGUUAAGCCAGAAAACAUACUUGUGGAUGCAUCAUUUGUUCCUAAGGUUGCAGACUUUGGGUUGGCAGCUCUUGUGGGAAGGGAUUUUAGCCGAAUUCUGACAACAUUCAGAGGAACUGCAGGUUAUCUUGCCCCGGAGUGGCUUAGUGGAGUUGCUAUUACACCGAAAGUUGAUGUUUACGGAUUCGGCAUGGUACUGAUGGAGAUCAUAUCGGGAAGGAGGAAUUUCUCACCUGAAACAUCACACAAUACUAGCAGCAGCAGCAGCAGUUAUGAUGUUGAAUAUUUUCCUGUGCAAGCCAUCAGCAAGCUUCACAUUGGAGAUGUGCGGAGUUUGGUGGAUCCACAACUACAUGGUGACUUCAAUUUGGAAGAGGCUGAAAGGGUUUGCAAAGUUGCAUGCUGGUGCAUCCAAGAUAAUGAGUUUGAUCGGCCGACGAUGGGUGAAGUGGUCCGUGUUCUCGAGGGUUUACAGGAGAUUGAUAUACCUCCGAUGCCAAGACUACUUGCAGCCAUAGCGAAACAUUCUGGUGCUGCAACUUCAGUGUAAUAAUAAGUAGCAGUCGAUGCUACUAAUCUUUGUAAUUUCAGACAUUUUUUAAUUGUAGUAAUGUGGAGCAGAAGGAAUAAAGGAAGGCAAAGCUUGCAGCUACUAA